AUGCAUCAUAUGGGGUUAAAUCACUGUCUCUAUAAUACUAAUUGCAUGUACUGUCAACAAACCACCAGCAAUCACAGUCGCGAUUCGAUGGAGGUAUCUUGUGAAGUGGCAAAUCGAACUGCUAACAUUAUGUCAAAACGUGAUGUGAUGGACAACAUAUUCGAAUUUAGCGACCCUAAAACAAAUACAAACCUUGGUCUUAUCCCCACACACACUACUGUGCGUGGAAAGCCAGGCCACACCCUGGCAUUGUCGUUUCCUCUAGUCACUCCCAGCCCGAGGAGUUGCGAGUGA
Molecule: messenger RNA, 294 nt
Organism: Gryllus bimaculatus (two-spotted cricket)
Lineage: Eukaryota; Metazoa; Arthropoda; Insecta; Orthoptera; Gryllidae
Source: the annotation of a GenBank genome assembly